Messenger RNA from Chlamydomonas reinhardtii, 1870 nucleotides. RefSeq lists its product as uncharacterized. Gene Ontology annotation, molecular function: protein binding; metal ion binding; mRNA binding. The transcript is spliced from 3 exons. The record is from RefSeq and is a predicted model, not a curated record. Bases 352 to 885 code for a protein of 177 amino acids. NCBI's taxonomy places the organism in Eukaryota, Viridiplantae, Chlorophyta, Chlorophyceae, Chlamydomonadales, Chlamydomonadaceae.
CUGUAGCCCAGUGUGCACUUUUGCACUUCGCGUCAACUUGCAGCAAGCCCGUCGCGGUCAUGGCAAGCAUGUUUCACGCAGCCAUGCGACUUCCUUAUUUCAUACGAAGAACAGAUUUCCGCGGCAGUAGUCAGGAGCAUCCCCAUGCAGGCGCGGAACCCGCGCAAGUGUUUUGCCAACCUUCGCUUCGCGCGGAAUCGGUAUAAUAGUUUGUAAGGCUAGUGAGCCCUUUAGUUCAUGUCCCUAGGGCCAUAGCCAAUAGAUUUUAGGAACCUUUCGCUAGUUCGAUUGUAAGAGCCCUCGAGGCUCUUUAGACUUUUCACAAUUAAUUUCCAGGAGCCACUCGCCGAGAUGGACGGCGCCUUCCCCAAUCGUCGGGGGGACGGAUACGGGGGCAGCCAGGGUGAUGGCGAGGGCCAGGGAGGGAAGCCUCGCGGCUUCAGGGGCACCGCGGAGAAUGCCAAGACCAAGGUCUGCACUAGGUGGCUGCAGGGCGAUUGCCGCUUUGGCGCGCGCUGCAACUUUGCCCAUGGCGAGCACGAGCUGCGGAAGCUGCCCGAGCGUCAGGGCGGGCGCGGUGGUGGUGGCCGGGGCUAUGGAGGCAAUGCUGGUCCCUACGGUGGCCGGGGCGGCUACGGCGGUGGUGGCUACGGCGGCCAGCCCGGCAUGCCCGGCGGCUACGGCGGCGGCCAGGGCGGCGCGCCCGGCCCCAACGUGUCGGAGGACGUGUGGGCGGCGCAGGGCUACCCGGUGCAGGGCCCUAACGGUUGGGUGCAGUACCGCACCCGCGACACCGGGGAGCCCUACUUCCACAACCACCGGACAAACGAGACGGUGUGGGACCGGCCCGCGGACUGGCCGGUCACGAUGCAGGGCCAGAUCUGAGCAGGACGCGGCGCGUAGCAGCUGAUACACGACGACGAGGACAGGGCGGAAGAGCAGGAGCCAGCGGGAGCGGGAGCAAGCGGAGACUGGGCAAAGGCUGUGUAGAGCAACAGCUGCCACGGGUUGCGGGUGGUGCACACAAAAAGCGCUCCCGAAUGGUAUAUACAUUCGGGUUCGGGGGCGGUCGCGCGUGAGGAGGCGCGCCUGGCAACGGGCGGACGCGUGUGUGCGUGUGCAUGUGUGGUGGGCAGCGGGUGAGGACGCGGCCGCGGCGGAGAAGAGGCGUUGCUUUUGUGGCGGGGGUGCACACUGAACACCACGCCGGCCGGGAUCAUAUAGGCCGUGUGAACACCUGCGAGUUGACUGCGCUGGAGCAAGGCUGAUGACUUGUGUGAGUUGGACACCGACACGAGUUGCGGCACCCAUAUCAAUUGUGAUGUGCCGUCUAGGAACCCGUCGGCUGAUGACCCCAGGUGUGCGAACCUAGUCCCGACGGCGGCCCCAGCCAUAGCAUGCUUCUCAUAGUGUAAGCGCUGGUGGUCGUGGCGGCGUUAGACGAAGUAGAGCGUAGUGCUGAUUGACCAUUGGACUUCCUCGGUGGGCGAAUGCCCUUGGACCUAGAAGAUGCUGGAAGAUGAUGAUGAAUUAGAGCGAGACUUUCCCGGCCGCGAGGGCGAGAGGCCCGGGGGCCUUCGUCGUGGGCGCCCGGUGUCGAUUGAGCCGGCGGUCGAAGGGGUCUUGGUGUAUUUCGGUUGCGGAGGCGUUUGGGUGUGCCGGAGACAUGCGUAGGACACGGGAGCAAGGGGGCCGAGCCGGGCCGUUCUGGAAUGACCGCAGGGAUGGGGGGGAGUGCGACGCUGGAUGGCUGUGCGAGUGGAGGGCGGUCACUCAGGGGCAAGCAGGGCAAGGGCGAGGGACGUGUGGCCGCCGUGAGCUGCGGGCCCUGACCGGCAUCGGGGAUUGAAGGCUGUAACGAGCAACGCAG